AUGAACUUCAACUUUGGGGGAUGGAAAGACAAUAGAGUGGUCUACUCUCAUGCGUACAUCAAGAGGCUGGCUGCGCAUCUCUUUGGCCAUGCGCUGGGGUUACCUCAUGCUCAAGUGAAGCAGACUUUAUCGUACAACAAACCUAGACUUGAAAAGCUUUGCGGUGCUUACUACGCUGCUAUGAUUCAGUCCGCAACAGGUUUCCAGAAGCUACAGGACAGCGACUCAAUUAUGCACCACGAGCUCCCAUCUGCUCUGAGAGGCAGCGGCGCAGAUGUACUCCAGGGCGGUCAUGGCAUUGACAACGAGGCACGCAGCCUUCAGAAGUCGCUAUAUCCUGCGUGGCCGAAGCCCUCAUGUGGCGUCUAUGGGGCCAAAAGCAUCGCCAGCUUCAACAAGGGAGGUGGCUGGCCUCUGUCGACUGUAUAUGGGCACUAA
Molecule: messenger RNA, 438 nt
Organism: Fusarium mangiferae
Lineage: Eukaryota; Fungi; Ascomycota; Sordariomycetes; Hypocreales; Nectriaceae
Exons: 3
Coding region: 1-438 (145 amino acids)
Source: RefSeq, a predicted model, not a curated record